Angiostrongylus costaricensis is the source of this 4755-nucleotide messenger RNA. The record is from the annotation of a GenBank genome assembly. Lineage: Eukaryota; Metazoa; Nematoda; Chromadorea; Rhabditida; Metastrongylidae.
AUGGCUCUGUUAAGUUUAUUCCUAGCACAAUUUUCCGGCGUUCUUGGACAAACACCUGGAUGCUAUUCUUGUAUCCCUCAUUUAAACGACAUCUACUGGGUUGCCGUUUCCAAACCACCAUGUCUGCAUCCGGGUCAGCCAAUAUUCGAAUGGUCAACAGGGAUGAGUUGUUCACAAUUACAUGACGUGCAUUCUGACCAAAUUUCCGUAGAUGAGUCGGGUUUGAUAUACGCUAAACAAAAAUUCUGCUUCUAUUCCACUUUUGUAUUUAUCAACUACUCUAUCGAGUGUGGGGAGAAACGACUCACGGGUCGAUUCAAACUUGGUCACCCUGUGUUUUCGAAGCAAAGGCGAUUCAAACGCUGGCUAAGGAGGAGAAAUCCCGACCCAACCACCAUUCAUUUCCAGCAAGCCAGCUACAUCAAACAACUUGCUGAGUCUGUACCUCCUGGAACUCUUGUGGAGACAGUGAAUGCCACUCAUGCUGCCGACCAGCCAAUCUACUACUCACUGGCUGUCCCUCAGGAUUCAAGAUCUCAGAAUAUCUUCACUCUCGAUACGAUUUCUGGUGAAAUUCGUCUCGCUAAGCCUCUGGAUCGUGAAAUUCUCGACAAGCAUGUGUUGAAGGUGACCGCAUACGAGAGACUGGAUCCUACGGUGUCUUCCAGUGCCACAGUGAUAGUUGAUGUACUUGAUGUGCAGGACAACAGCCCAGUUUUCGAGAAGGAUUCCUAUUUUGCCGAUAUUCGUGAAGAUGCACCGAUUGGAACCACUGUGUUAUCGGUAUUCGCGAGAGACCUUGAUGCUGGACAAAAUGGGGAAAUCGUUUACAGCUUGGGUGAAGGCGAGGGACAUGAGCUAUUGUCAAUCAAUACAAAGUCGGGAGUGAUUCAAACAGCGGCUUUUCUAGACAGAGAAACUCUCCCAUUGAUAAGGCUCGACGUCAUCGCUACCGAUCGAGGAGACCCUCCGAGAUUGAGCACGGCGCUGAUAGAGAUUGGCAUAACAGAUGUGAACGACAAUGCCCCAAUGUUCGAACAAGAAUUCUACAACAUCACUGUUAUGGAGAAUGUUACCCUACCAACUACAGUAGCAUACGUCAGGGCCACAGACAAGGACAAUGGGGUCAAUGGCAAAGUACACUACAGCAUUGUUACUACAUCUUCUGUUCCGCUCACAAUCGACUACUCCACGGGCGAGGUUGUGCUUCGCGAGCGCCUAAGCGUCCGAAGUUCCCCGAUAGCCGUCCUGGUGAGGGCGAAAGAUGGUGCACAGCCGGCCCUGAGCACUAUGGUCACCCUUCUUCUCUACGUCAUCGACAUCAAUGAUCACGCACCCAUGUUCAUUGCUUCGCAGAAGAAAAUUUUUCUUGAGGAAAACAUGGCUGUUGGAGAUGAAGCUGGCAGAGUAUACGCUAUUGAUGAAGACUCUGGAGACAACGGAGUCGUCAGAUACUCUCUCAAUAGAUCUCUUGAUUUUUACAUCGAUCCAGAGUCGGGUGUAAUACGAACGGCAACCUCACUUGAUCGGGAGAGGACGGCAGAGUAUGAACUUAAGGUCUGCGCGAAUGACCUAGGGAGUCCGUCUCUCUUUUCAUGCACCCAAAUCACUGUUGUUGUAAAAGAUGUGAAUGAUAACGCUCCAAAGUUCUCCCAGCAGGAGUACAACAUUAGUCUCUCCGAAGAAACGCCUCGAGGCAGUCAAAUCAUCACUCUAAAAGCUGACGAUGAGGUGAUGCUCGGCUCUAUUUUGCUCUUUGUUGCAGCCUUCUUCAUUGAUGCCGAGCAGAAAAUCGUGUAUCGAAUUGAACAAAUCGACAAAGAUGUGGUUUCCUUAAUUGACCUUGGUGAGCAGGGUGCACUACUAACAGUAUCUGGGAAACUACAUAGCAGUGACCACAUCAUAAAGCUCGAAGUGUCUGCAACCGAUCAGGCGAAAGACUCGGACCGAGGCGUGAAUGCUCACCUGACCUAUUCGAUUGAUUCUGACGUUUUCCUUGUUAACAACAAGACAGGACUUGUCACUCUGAAGGAACCGUUAGAUCGUGAGAUGAAAUCGAGUUACCUGGUCACGGUGACCGUCAGCGACGCAGCCGUUCCUCCACUAAACAGCACCAUGCACUUGGAAAUAAUCGUAGACGACGUAAAUGACAAUGCACCAAAGUUCUCCAAAGGAAACUACACAGUUUCGAUUCCUGAGGAUAUACCAGUAGGUACAUCUUUCACGCAGGUUUCGGCCAUGGAUCUAGAUGUUGGAAAUAACGGAAUCGUUGACUAUUUUCUCAACAAUUCCGACUCUUCGUUCACAUACGAUCUCUUUCGUUUGGACCGAACAUCCGGCACUCUACGGGUCAACUCGAAGCUUGACCGAGAACAGCACUCGAUUAUCGAGCUCAGGGUCUUCGCACGAGAUCGUGGGAAACCUCUGCUCACAUCAACGUGCCUGAUCACUAUUAUUCUAACUGAUGUCAACGACAACGCUCCCAUAUUCGAUCAGUCCUCCUACGAUCUCUACAUCGCCGAAAACUCACCAAUUGGAAGCACAGUCGGAACAAUAAUGGCAUCGGACCCUGAUGAAGGUGAAAACGCUCGAAUUCAGUUUAAAAUUUUUGGUGGGACUGAUGCGAAACUGUUCGGUCUCGAAACUAAUGACAAUCAGCCUGAAGUGGUGAAGAUCCUCACCCGUUCUGAAUUUGAUUACGAAGCGAAAAACACCAAUUUCUACUUAGAAGUGCAAGCCACAAGCGGUCAGCUGAGUUCCACCGUUGUUGUACGAGUCCACGUCUCCGAUGUGAACGAUAAUCGGCCGAUUCUGAACGACUUCAUUGUAUUGAUCAAUCGCUUCGAAUCUGAAACAUCGAUCACUGACAUCGGAAUGAUGCCAGCAUUUGAUCCGGACCAGAACGCCACACUCGAGUACUACAUGGAAGAGAAUCAACUGAUCACCGUUGAAAAGUUCACUGGGAAAUUAGUUCUAAAAAGCCAAUGGAAACGAAAUAUUGAUACUCAGAUUAAAACCUGCGUAUCUGGUGGGUUUCUUCACGAUGUUUUUUCGCGUCUUCUUAGGUCUACGAUCUAUACGGUCUAUAGAACAUUUUUAGGUAGUGAAUUUACCUCUCCACAAUCAGUUAGUGACGGUCAUAUAUGUAGCAAAAAUUUAGAUGGUCCGAAUACCGUAUGUUCAAUGUGUCGUUUCAUUCACGUAUAUCUCACACGAGAUUCGUUACAUGAAGCUGCCACCAUUCUCUUACCGAGAAUUACUUUAGACGAUUUCUGGGACCCCCCACUCUUCAACAGAUUCAGGCAGUCUUUAGCAACGUUAGAUACUUGGGAGGAGCAGAAAAUUUUUGUCGUAGGCGCUCAAUAUGUGGCUGGAGGUGUUGAAGUCAAUGUGGUCGUCAGCGACAGAGGACACAUUGUCAAAUCAUGGAGAGUGGAGGAUCUACUACGAUCAGAGAUUAUGCGAAUUGAGCGCUUAUCACUAAUAAAAGUUGAGGUGAUUAGAGACGAAAGCUGUGCAAGAGAGCCUUGUCCGUACUACCAGAGGUGUAGACAGACGCUCAAGCAUGUGAAUGCCUUUGAGGUCUACCAGACUGAUAGCUUUGUGGCAAGGACGUUGAAAACGUUAAAGACAUUUGUGUGUGAGUGUCCUCCUGGAUUCGCCAGUGAGUGCUAUUUGGUUUUCAAGCAGUUUUCAUGUUCUGUGGAUUUGCCCGGACAGUGCGAUUUACGCGUGGAUCAGUGCUACAGUAAUCCAUGUCGCAACAAUGGCACCUGUCAUCCACUCGAAAAUGGACACAGAUGCGAGUGCCAACCCGGAUGGCGAGGCGAAGAUUGCACGAUCGCACUUGCUUCUCUAACUUGCAUUCCGGGAUACUGCAGAGGUAACUCGAUUUGCGAACUUGUCGGGCAGCUAAUGAAAUGCAAGCAUUGUGGAUAUGAUGCUACGGAUUCCGAUGAACGGUGUAGACUUCGCUCUCUCGGUUUCACCGGAAAGGGACUCGUCAACAUCAACAAGGAAUUAACGAGACUGGAAUGGCAACUUUCAUUCAGAGUAGCGACAAUAGCUCGAGAAGGUGUCAUUCUCUUCUCCGGUGAUCAAAAUUCGGACUUUAUCGAGGUUUCCAUUCAAGACCGAAUUCUGCGAGCCGAAUUCUCGCUCGGUGGGAAGCCAAAGGCGGUUCGGUUGGAAAAUGAACGAAGGAAUCGCAUAAAUGAUGGCGAAUGGCAUACCAUCAACGUGAUAUACUACGAAAGGCAACUGACCCUUCUUCUGGACGACUGCGAUGCGUUCGUCGCACUUUACGCGCAUGGUGCGGCUCCAUGUGCUGCCCAAGUGAGAAUUGACCUGGCCGCCAAAUGUGUAGACCUAUCUGUGCCAUGUUUCCGAUUUCUUGACGUAUACAAUGGGAUUUACAUAGGAGGGCGUCCGUCAACUUCUGGAAAAGUGCAGCACGGUUUUAAUGAAAUGUUGUUUGAAAACCGUCGUGUGAUGCUCCACGUGAAAUUUUUUGUGGUGGUAAUGAGUAGAGAUAAUGUAACAUUGCCUACUUCAGACUUAUCACUUGCUCACUAUCAAUCUCUAACACUCACGGAUGAGGAGUCGUUCGUUAUCUAUCGUCCCGAAGAAGUAAUCGUUCCAUUCACGCUCUCCUUCGAAUUUCGCAGUUCUAGGAACGAUUUGCAAGUCGUUGUGGCUGAAUUCAAACGUCGAAGCACGUUCUUGAAGAUUGAGGUUUCUACUGUUCUGUUCUAG